AUGGUGACUAUAAAUUUGUAUGUCUCUAUAUGGAAUACAUGUGUGGGGAGAGAUGAUAGGGAAGUUCAGUACCAGCAGUUAAAGCCAGCCCAUGACGUGACAGAUGCCAAUGAACCAUGCACCAUCCUCUCUAGAAGCAGCCAUCUAAGUGUGUCAUCCACUCAAUUUAUCAACAGUAUAGAACCCAACAACAAAACAAUCAUUUCAAAUUUUUUUCUCCUGGGACUGACAGCGGAUCCAGAACUGCAGUCCCUCGUCUUUAGCUUGUUCCUGAUCGUGUACCUCGUCACUGUCAUUGGAAAUCUGCUCAUUGUCUUGGCUGUCAGCACUGACUCCAAACUGCAUACCCCCAUGUACUUCCUUCUCUCCAAUCUGUCCUUUACUGACAUCUGCUUAAGCACAAUUACUAUCCCAAAGAUGUUGGUGAACAUCCAGACACAAAAUCAAAGCAUCACUUAUACAGGCUGCCUCAACCAGAUUUUCUUUGUUCUGGUAUUUAGUCUUUUCGAAAAUUUUCUACUUGGGAUAAUGGCCUACGACCGCUAUGUGGCCAUUUGUCACCCAUUGAGGUACACAGUCAUCAUGAACCCCUGUUUCUGUGGCCUGCUGGUUCUAAUGUCCUUAUUCAUUAGUAUGAUGGAUGCCCUGCUCCACAGUCUGAUGGUUUUGCGUCUGUCCUUCUGCACGGACCUGGAAAUUCCUCAGUUCUUCUGUGAGCUUGCUCAGGUCCUCAAGCUCACCUGUUCCAGUGCCCUCAUUAAUAACAUCCUGUUAUAUUUUUUAGCUUGCAUAUUGGGUGGUGUUCCUCUGUCUGGGAUCAUAUUCUCAUAUUCUCGGAUUGUCUCUGCUGUUUUAAGAAUGCCAUCAGCGAGUGGGAAAUAUAAAGCUUUUUCCACUUGCGGGUCUCACAUCUCCGUUGUUUCUUUAUUCUAUGGGCCAUCUUUUGGUGUGGUCUUCAGUUCUGCGUUUAAACACUCUUCCAAGAAAACAGCACUAGCUUCAGUGAUGUAUAUUGUGGUCCCUCAAAUGAUGAAUCCCUUUAUCUAUAGCCUGAGAAACAGGGACAUCAAGGCAAGCUUGAGAAAACUCAUUGGUAAGAUACGUUGUUUUCAGUGA
Echinops telfairi (small Madagascar hedgehog) is the source of this 1116-nucleotide messenger RNA. RefSeq names its product olfactory receptor 7G1-like. The record is from RefSeq and is a predicted model, not a curated record. The transcript has 3 exons. The coding region runs from base 1 to 1116 and encodes 371 amino acids. Gene Ontology annotation, cellular component: membrane. Gene Ontology annotation, molecular function: olfactory receptor activity; G protein-coupled receptor activity. NCBI's taxonomy places the organism in Eukaryota, Metazoa, Chordata, Mammalia, Afrosoricida, Tenrecidae. Gene Ontology annotation, biological process: G protein-coupled receptor signaling pathway.